GUGCGCACUGGGUGGCGAGGCUAGGUCACAAGUUCCCAAGCACAACCCCUGAGCAGAUCAUACAGACACUUCCCCACGGGCAAGGCGGUUCCUAAACCCGUACGCAGAAAAAAACACACGGGGACAGGGGGAGUCUCAAAGCGCACUCAUACCGAGUCAAAGUUACCGAGCUGGUGGGUCUGAGAUCCAACAGGUGGCAUGACCAACCAUCCACCACACUCUAACGGUAUGCAGAGCCACCGAACGGAGCACCUGUACAAGGUGCUGGUCAUCGGAGACCUGGGGGUCGGGAAGACUUCCAUCAUUAGGCGGUACGUCCACCAGACCUACUCCACCAACUAUCGGGCCACUAUCGGGGUGGAUUUCGCCCUGAAGGUGUUGAACUGGGACUCUGAGACUGUCCGGCUCCAGCUGUGGGACAUUGCAGGACAGGAACGUUUUGGUAACAUGACACGAGUGUACUACCGUGAAGCCAUGGGAGCCUUCAUAGUAUUCGAUGUGACACGGCCCACAACCUUUGAGGCUGUUAUCAAGUGGAAAGAAGACCUGGACUCCAAACUAAUGCUGGCUAAUGGACAGAGCAUUGCCACUGUGCUGCUAGCUAACAAGUGUGACCAGGGCAGGGAGUUGACCAACAACGGCAUCAAAAUGGACCAGUUCUGCAAGGACCAUGGCUUUGUUGGGUGGUUUGAGACCUCUGCUAAGGACAAUCUCAACAUCAGUGAAGCUGCAAACUUCCUGGUCAAGCACAUCAUGGCCACGGAAAAUGACAUCCUAAAAUCCGUGGUACCAGACACCAUCUCACCGCAGCUCGACUCCAGCAGGCAGAUGAGCUGCUCCGGCUGCUUCAAAUAAUGAAAGGGGGGAGCAAUGGCAGGACAGAACAGAGUGAAGACACAGUAGGACCAAGAGGGACAGGUUCACCACACGGCCCUCCAAGGAAAUCUUACGUACCUACGGUACAAUUUGGCUUCUUUGGUCCAAACCACAGUUGAAAAUGUUAGUUUGCUGCAUGUUUGUAGUAUGUUUGUGUUCAGUGUAUAGUUACAAGCAAACCAGAGCUUGCAAACUAAAGUCACAUGGACUCAGAGGUUGCACAUUAACUUAAUAGUAUUUUCGGUAACUCAUCGUGCCUUGAGUUUAAAGCUUUUGACAGAAAGACGAGUAUAACUUCAGGUGGGCAUAACACGCUAUGCUCUUUUCCGUGAGGUGAUAGUUGAUUUAAAGUAUCGAACUGUCAACCUUGUUAUUUUUGGGGUAGUCCCUUUUAACUGGUGAACAUUACAUUGUCACUUCUAAUAACACGUUCACUCGGAAAAGGAUCCUCACCUACCUGACCAAACUGAACAAAAGGAGUAAAUGCCCCUAACAUGCAUGAUGCAAGACAUCCGUCAUAUAACAAGGAGACCUACCUGUGUAACUGAUCAUCAAAAGUAUGAAAAUGCUGUUCAACUUACAUCUGUUCUUAACUGUGUCAAGCAAAUACGAUUGUAUUGCUGUUCUCCCUCCAUUUACCUUCCCUCCACAUGACGCUGGUGAAAAAAAAAACAUUGUGGGAGACAUGCAGGCUUCCUAUAUAUUUUUUUUUAUACUGGCAGAGCCAAAGAAAGUAGUAUCAACCACUUUCAGUGGAUCUCAGAUUUGCUAUUAUGUAAUUCUGUGAAUUUUGCACACACAUGUUUUUUUAUUAUGAUUUUAAGUUAUUUAUAUGUAUGCUUUUAUGAGUGUAAUGCUGGUUGAUGUAUUAUAUUAUUCUGCUUAAAAUCCUUCCUUCAACUGACUAUUGUGUAAGCAUUAUUUGAUCAGGCAAUUUAAAUAACAACACAUUCCUAUUUAUAGCAAAAACUUGGUUGGGGCGAACUGCUGCAGAGAAAGGGAAAGUUAAACACUUGGACACACAAACAUCCGGGAGCUCUUUUAUAGCCAGUGGGCAGUUUCACGGGAGCAGUUCAGGUUUAAGUGAAUUAAAGACUUGUCCAACAUGUUUGUUUGUUUAUGGAAGAGAGAACUUGUCAUCUGUCUAAAUUUUGCUUUUAGAACUAUUUGGCUACAACAUCUGACCAGACUGAUGUCUGCUUUUUUUUUCUUUUUUUUCUCAGAAUUAAUAUAUUUAUGCAUGUUGACCGUCUGCUUGUAAACUGGACAUUCUCAUGAGUUCACUUGCCAAAGCCUAACCCUCUGUAUCCAUGGCAACUAAAUCAAGUCCUUUUUCAUGGGUAUCUUCUAACAUCUGUGUGAAGCUAAUUCUCACUGUACACACAACCAUAUAGACACAAAUGUAUGCACACACACAUAGACACACAGAUUUUUAUCUGCUUUUCUCCUCUCCUCACCCACUCCAUCCUCCAUUAUUUUUCUUCUCCUGAAAAAAACUCUCUGUCCUUGCAGGGUGGUUGCUCACAGUGUCUUUCUUUUAAACCUCCUCUGCCCCUCUUUUCCCUACUUUCUCUAAUUCUCUGUUUCACAUACAGUCUGUACAGCACACUACUGUAUAUAAAGCUGCACAGUCUUUAUUGUACACCGGGAGAUACAGUGCCUUUAUUGACGUUCCAACAAGUAGACUCUGGUUGCAUGAAGUUGUUUUCUUCUUUUUGGUGACUCUGCACCCCUGUAUUAUUUGGUAAAACAGUAGUAUAUCUUCAAAGCCAAGGCAUUUGAACCCACCAUUGUCAAUGCUGUGCCUUUUUUCUAACUGUAUCUUAAGACAGAGAAGAUUUAUGACCUUAUAUAAACUCCAGAUCAGUAGCUGGAGUGUCAAAUGUGCUGAAAAUGGAUAAAAUCAAGUGCAUUAUGUUUUUUGUUGACAUUUACGCAAAUGUAUAUUAUAAGUGUAUAAUGACACAUGUGACAUUGUUUCCUUCAGCUGAUGGUUGUCAGCAGUGUUUACAAGCCUGAUAACAACGGCGUCAUAUGUUAUUGUGUGAGUUCUUGUUGUGGAUUUACAGCAUGAAUAUUAGGGCAUAAUAGACUUAAAACAAUGCCUUCUCCACAGGACUGCAGUUUCUCAUUUUUGCUCAUCAUGAGGCAAUGCAUGCAUCGUGCAUCAUGUGAUUUCACCAUGGUGUCACACUACAGAUUUUUAAGCUGAUUAGGGCUGAGAAAGAACUGCAUGCUCACGUACACACACGACUGUCUGUGUAGGACAAUAUGUUGUGAGAAUGUUUUAAUGUUUGGUCUUGGUGAAACAAGACUAUUCAU
Messenger RNA from Thunnus maccoyii (southern bluefin tuna), 3198 nucleotides. RefSeq names its product RAB38b, member of RAS oncogene family (gene rab38b). The record is from RefSeq and is a predicted model, not a curated record. The transcript is spliced from 3 exons. Lineage: Eukaryota; Metazoa; Chordata; Actinopteri; Scombriformes; Scombridae. Gene Ontology annotation, cellular component: late endosome; phagocytic vesicle; trans-Golgi network. The coding region runs from base 199 to 855 and encodes 218 amino acids. Gene Ontology annotation, biological process: endosome to lysosome transport; phagosome-lysosome fusion. Gene Ontology annotation, molecular function: GTPase activity; GTP binding.